Brienomyrus brachyistius is the source of this 3177-nucleotide messenger RNA. RefSeq names its product elongin-B-like. NCBI's taxonomy places the organism in Eukaryota, Metazoa, Chordata, Actinopteri, Osteoglossiformes, Mormyridae. The transcript is spliced from 4 exons. Gene Ontology annotation, molecular function: protein binding. The coding region runs from base 176 to 535 and encodes 119 amino acids. The record is from RefSeq and is a predicted model, not a curated record. Gene Ontology annotation, cellular component: elongin complex; VCB complex. Gene Ontology annotation, biological process: transcription elongation by RNA polymerase II.
AGAUGUAUAGUCUUUAUUUGACUCCUUUGUUUCGCUACAUGCUAGCUAAUUAGCCAGCAAAACCGCCGAGAUGGAGGUGGCUGGUUUGAUGUCGCUCUACAUGUCGCAUAUUUGUAAAAUUGUUAAUCUUCGUAGGCCUAAGCAUGGCGCUCUUUGUGUGUGUUUUUAAAAGUUCAUGGAUGUGUUUCUUAUGAUCCGCCGUCACAAGACCACCAUUUUCACAGACGCCAAGGAGUCCACCACUGUGUACGAGUUGAAACGGAUUGUGGAGGGGAUCCUUAAAAGGCCACCCGAGGACCAGAAGCUCUUCAAGGAUGACCAAAUGCUUGAAGACAGUAAGACGUUAGGGGAGUGUGGCUUUACUAACCAAACUGCGAGACCCCAGGCUCCAGCCACGGUUGGACUGGCUUUUCGCCUGAGUGACGAGGUUUUUGAGCCGCUGCGGCUGGAUCCAUUCUCCAGCCCCCCAGAGCUCCCGGACGUCAUGAAACCACAGGAUUCAGGCAGCACCACCAGCGAACAGGCUGUGCAAUGAGGGGAGAGGAGCUAGUGAGGAUGUGUGGGGAGGCUGGAGCGCGUGGCUGUCGGGGCUGGGGGAGCUCGGGUGAGGGUCAGGGGGAGCUGGAGAAAAUAUGGAAGAAAAGUUUUGAGAGACAUGGGAGUGAGCAGCAAGGAUUCAGUUGGCAAAGUUAGGUAACAUCUCUGUGCUUUCUUGCUGUAGCCUUUGUAUAGAGCAACCAUUAUUGUUUCCAAACAUGUCUUCACAACCACACUUUAGAAUCCAUACCUGUAGACAGUUACUGUGUCUCUCAUGCACUGGCAUCCUGGCUAGACUUCUGUCAGCCUUUGGGAUUCUGAGGAAUGUGGGAGAAUGUUCCAGUGCCAGCUAAACAUCUACCUGUUAGGGAGGGCUGCUGUGGGGGGUGUGCGACUGUGUUCAAUGUUUAAUCUAUUAUUGUUUAGUAUUGUUAUGAUUUGGGGGAUUACUGGGUAGGUGCAGUUGUUGGUCCACUUUCAAGGUGUGCGUUUACCAACUAUGGGGAGGUUAAGUGAGCCUACAUUUGUUGCUGGACUGUACUUGGUGGACUUUUAUGCAUAGAAUUUAAAAUAUUGCAUGGCAAGAUGCCAUUUAUAGAAAUAAGGAUUUUUUCCCCCCAGGCUUCCAUGUCCCUGUUGUUUGGUGCCUUUUUUCCGCACCCUAAUUCUGUGAGUUCCUUUUCCUUGUUUUGUUCCUUGGUCACUAUUAUACAAUUUAGAAGGUAAAAAAAAAUGUAUAACAGAUUUAAAGUUUCUUGCAGUAUUUUGUUCUGUCAAACCAAAGAUCUGGAAUCUAACUUUAUGUAAAUUUGGAGUUAACAGUGGAAAAAAUGCACUAGAACUCUAGGUCUAGGUGGUAAAUUUAUGGAAUUCAGAACCAUGACAAAUUAACUCUUGACAUUGACAGGGCUUGGGGAUCGACUGGGAUUGCCCUUAGCUGUGCCUGCUGUGUGUGAGAUAUGACACAUGCUUUAAAAAUAAAUGUUAUUAGUUGAAUAAAGACUACUUUUUUAAAAACCUUGAGGCAGUUAAGCAUGUUUUAUUUGCAUUUGUGUCAUCUGUUGUAAGCUUUUGUGUUUUGAUGAAUCAAGGGAGUCUUAGUGAUUUAACAUCAAGCUAAUUCUAUGGUAGGCCUUGUUUUUUGAUGCUGUGGUAUUAUUCAAGCAGUUUUUCAUAAUCCAAAAAUUAAAGUGGAGGUUUUGAAGUCCAUUAUAUUUGUCUACUCUGGUUUAUGGCCAUGUUUUUUUUUUCAUUUUUUUCCUACAUGUACAUUUUUUUCCCUUCAUUUUUCUAUAAUAUACUAUAAUUUUAUUACUAAUAUCAGUGUAUGUAAAGUUCAUAUAAUUGAGUCAGGCAUGAGUGUACCAAGUUUAGAGUAGUUUUUGCAUAUUGAUUAAAUGGCUGUUUGUUAUAUACAUGAAAUGCAUUGUAGAGUCAGUUUUACAUGGGAUUUUAUUUUUAUUUUUAUUUAAUUUUUUACCUGGAGUUCCCUGUUCAUUAUUUGAUUCGCUGGGAACUGGGAUGUGAUGUCACUUUCUGUUUUACCAUAAAUAUUCAAUGGAGAGUUUCAUUUACUGUGAGUGUGGGAUGUCCCAGAAGUUUGCCAUGCAGAUGAAUCACAAUUACUCCCCCCCCCCCUUUUAUUUUUGUUACAGGAUACAGUGGAACACCACAGAUGAAUUGGUUUAAUUCAUGUUAAAUUCAAUGUCAACUAGGAAAAAUUUGGGAGUCUUUGUCCCAAUGGUUAUGUGUUUCAGAGACUGACUGUAGAUUGAUGUGUUUGGUACACUCAUUUAGUCUGACAGCACUGAGAAAAUUCGGGAUGCAUUCCGUCAUUGUGUCCUGUGGAAAUUAAGCUUUUCUCAUUUGAAGUAGAUUUCCUAAAUUCUCUUCGUAUAAUCAUGGUUUAGUACAUGCAGCCUUAACAUUUUAAUAAAAUUACAGCGUUGACUAUGUUUUACAAAGUUUUGAAAUUAUACAGUCAUUUUGCAUUCAAGAUAUCUUAAAAUGUGCAAUAUUUAAAUGUUAUUUUUCAGCAGCUGAUCUGUAGGCCUUGCUGCAGUUAUUCAGGAAAAAAAAUGAAUGUGUGUUUUGUGGCUGAUUUUGUCUGUUCUGAAUGUAGGGUUAACUUGACUUCAAUAAAUUUUGUUUUGAAACAAAUUUGAGUGUUUUUUUAGUUUGUCAGAUGAUAGCACACAGAGGGCUACAAAGCAAGACAAAAUAAAUUUGCCACGGCACAAUUGGAGUAAAUUUUGAGACUCGUGUAUGCAGAGAACAUAAUGGAAAUUAUUUGAUAAUUAAUGGACAUUGACCCAGGAAAUCUGAUGAAGUCUGAAAAAUGUAAAAAAAACUCUAGUCAUAGUGUCUGGUUAAAAUAAUUCCCUGUAAGCACAAUUAAUUAAAAAGUUUUAGCCAGAUAGGCCUGCAUGUAUUUUUUGGUUUGUUUGCAAAUUGUUUUUUUUUUUUUAAAUUCUGUUUUUAUUUUAUUUGGGAACAUGUAGCUCAAAGGAAUUUUGUGUUUAUGUGAUACACAGUAGGCUUGUGUAAUAUUUACUUAUUUUUUGCAUUAUGCACCGGAGUCUGUUGAUGGGACUUAUUUUAUUUGAAGAAGCAUACUUUUAAAUAAAAAAUAUAAAUCUA